This is a messenger RNA of Tachyglossus aculeatus (Australian echidna), 3451 nucleotides long. RefSeq names its product ankyrin repeat and sterile alpha motif domain containing 6 (gene ANKS6). The transcript is spliced from 16 exons. The record is from RefSeq and is a predicted model, not a curated record. Bases 1 to 2637 code for a protein of 878 amino acids. Gene Ontology annotation, cellular component: cytoplasm. NCBI's taxonomy places the organism in Eukaryota, Metazoa, Chordata, Mammalia, Monotremata, Tachyglossidae. Gene Ontology annotation, biological process: innate immune response. Gene Ontology annotation, molecular function: protein binding.
AUGGGGGACGGGCCGCCCGCCGGGGCCGCGCAGCUCCUGCUCCGGGCCUGCGAGCGCGGGGACGCCGACGGGGCGCGGAACCUGCUGGACGCCGCCGCCACGGGGGGAGGAGGGUCCGGGGGGUCCGGGGGGUCCGGGGCAGGAGGGUCCUUGGGCGGGGUGGACUGCACGGACGAAGCCGGGAACAGCCCGCUGCAGCUGGCCGCCGCCGGGGGCUUCGAGCCGCUGCUGCGCUUCCUGCUCCGCCGGGGCGCCGCCGUCGACCGCCGCAACCACUACGGCUGGAGCCCCCUCAUGCAGGCCGCCAGGUUUGGGCAUCUCAACGUGGUGCACUUACUGUUGGAGCACGGGGCCGACGUCAACGCCCAGAACCGGCUGGGAGCCAGCGUGCUCACCAUGGCGUCCCGCGGGGGCCACGUCAGCGUGGUGAAGCUGUUGCUGGAGACGGGGGCGUUGGUGGACGGCCACGACCCCUCCUCUGGCGGCGCGGCCCGGGACGGCGGUCCCCCCGGCCCCCCGGACGUGACGGCCCUGAUGACGGCCGCGCAGCACGGCCACGAAGCCGUCGUCCGCCUUCUGGUGGACUGGGGCGCGGACGCCAAUUACAGCGCCGGGACUAUGGGCUGGACCCCUCUGAUGCUGGCCGCCCUUCACGGGAGAGUGAGCGUGGCCCAGCUGCUGGUGGACAAGGGGGCCGAUCCCGACCACGUCGACGUGCUGGACAAAACCCCCUUCGAGAUUGCCCUGGACUUCAAACAGAAAGACAUGGUGGACUACCUGGAUUCCCUGACCACGAUUCGACCCAAAACCGAUGAAGAGAAAAGGCGGCCUGAUAUUUUUCACGCUUUGAAAAUGGGAAACUUUCAGCUCGUCAAGGAGAUCGCCGACGAAGACGCGAACCAAGUGAACAUCAUCAAUGCCGACGGGGCCUCUCCCCUGAUGUUUGCCGCCGUCACGGGCCAGCUGACGCUCGUCCAGCUCCUCGUGGAAAGAGACGCGGAUAUCGAUAAGCAGGACAACGUGCACGGGUGGACGGCACUAAUGCAGGCCACCUACCACGGAAAUAAGGAAGUUGUUACGUAUUUGCUAAACCAAGGAGCCGAUGUCAGUCUUCGAGCAAAAAACGGAUAUACGGCCUUUGACCUAGUGAUGCUGCUGAAUGAUCCUGAUACAGAACUGGUACGGUUGCUGGCAUCCGCCUGUAUGCAAGUCAACAAAGUCAAGGGCAAGCAGAAAUGCCAGUCGACUUUGACUCGUUCCAGGAGUAGACAGUCCUUAAGUGCCCCGAUAUUACCUGAUGACAAGGGAGGUUUGAAGUCAUGGUGGAAUAGGAUGUCCAAUCGAUUCCGCAACCUGAAGCUGACGCAGACGUUGCACCGUGGGUUUUCCAGUAAUCAGCCCGGACCCUUUCCUGGUGAGUCCGAGCCUGUCUUGGACUCCACGAUGAGAGCCUUCUCCAAGGAGGGAACGGGUCACUUCGCAAGCCCGGAUUCCGCCGUCCCCGGAACCACCAAAAGCAAAGAGAAUGGGCCUAGCGCCUUGAGAGCCGACAAAGAAGACACCCUGCUGACGACCAUGUUACGAAACGGAGCUCCUUUCACCAGACUCCCCAGCGAUAAGCUGAAAGCCGUCAUUCCCCCGUUCUUACCGCCUUCCAACUUUGAGCUCGGACACUCGGACCGGACGAGGGCGAACAGAGAGGGCAAGGCUGAACCAGCGAAGACGGCAUUGCCCCAGAGAGGGGCUAAGCCCCUCCCGAACAGCCGGGGCAACUCAGACUCGACGUCUGUCAGUCGAGGAGCAAGGGCAGUUAAAUUUCCCGCCGUCUCGAGAAGUCCAGCUUCCUCCUCCAAUUCAGGCAACUUCAGCCCCUCCCCACAUUCUUCUGGGGGCUCCAACAGCACCGGCGGAGUCAACAGGCCCGGCGGCGAGCUGCAUAAUAGAUCAGGUGGCAGCGUAGAUAGCGUUUUGUCCCAAAUUGCAGCGCAAAGGAAAAAGGCAGCAGGAUUGUGUGAACAGAAAGCCAGUGUCCAGGAGAGUCCUGUCUGCCCAGCUCCUGGAUCCCACCUUGUCCUCCAGGAUCCUCAGACCGCCGGCAGCCCUACCUCCCUCAAGCCUCAGAAGUUGGAGGCAAACAGAAGGCCCCGGUCUGGAACCUCAUCCAACUCUAAAAGCACGUCUCCAACCCUCACUCCGUCCCCGUCCCCGAAGGGACACAAGGCAGAGUCUUCAGUGUCCUCGUCGUCCUCCCAAAGGCAGUCGAAGAGCAGUGGUGGAUCUAGCAGCGGGACCGUCACCGACGAUGAUGAAUUGACCGGAAUCCUCAAAAAGUUGUCCCUGGAGAAAUAUCAGCCCAUUUUUGAGGAGCAGGAGGUGGAUAUGGAAGCCUUCCUCACCCUUACUGAUGGGGAUCUGAAAGAGCUGGGGAUUAAGACCGAUGGAUCCAGGCAGCAAAUCCUGACAGCCAUUUCCGAACUGAACGCUGGCAAGGGACGCGAGAGACAAAUCUUACAGGAAACUAUUCACAACUUCCACUCUUCCUUUGAGAGUAGCGCCAGCAAUACCAGAUCGCCUGGAAACUUGCAAUCCCCAGCUUACUGGACGAGACCUCAGGAACCUGCCUCCAGUAAGAGAUAGCCGGGGCAUCCUGGCAUCAUUUAAGGAACAGAGGGAUGGGCAAGGAUCCCCGGACGACUUGGGUCGGUACCAGCUCAUCAGUGCGGAGGGCAGGAACAGCAACAUCACAGCUGACCGGGGCCAAGAGUCACCACAGGUUACCCGCCCUGGGGGGUGAGGAGCGGCAGGCCGUGGGGCCGAAAAGGCCCGGGGACCGCAGACAUGGCUGGGAAGCCAGAGCCGGGAGUUAGAACCUCCCACACACGGGAAGGAAGAUUGUUUCUGACAAAUGCUCCCCCUCAGAGCGAAACCUGGCAGGCGGUAAAGAGGGUUAAUGGACGUGAGGGCUCCGGCGAAUGAAAAAUGCUGUUGAGGUGUGGAAGUCAAUCAGACCUAAUGUUCAGAGGUUUUGAGAUGGUAUCCUCCUAGCUAGUACUGGGCGAAUCAUAAAGUCACUCCCUUCUCCAGUGCUGGGCUACUUAGUCAUCCCUGGGAAGAUGGGUUUAGUUUCCAGUUCCCUCGGCCUUCCGGGUUCUUUCCUACCUACCAAGCUCGGCCCUGGUUCAUCCCUGGGCCUCCAGGCCUACUGGAGAUCACUCUGAUUGCCUCCUGGUCCUCUUUACUUGCCCAAUUCUCCCCAAAUCCUUAGGGCUCCCCUGGUCAGUCCUGGGCCGGGCGUCCAGCGGCCUCUGACACGGCAGCGUGGUUCACUACCCUCAGAUCUGCCGGUCAUCGAGGGUCCCCGGGGGCAACCUCUGCGGCAAACAGAGCAUCUUCCUCCAAUUUUGCGAAGCAGCAUGGCCUAGCGGCUACAGCCUGGGCCUGGGGAGUCAGA